AUGGCGGUGGCCGAGGACGCCUGGGGCGUGUCCACCCUCGCGGCCGAGACGGAGGUCCUGCGCGCGAGGUACGAGGAGCAGGCGGGGUCGGCCCGCCCCUCGGCGCGGCUGCAGUUCGAGUACGCGUGCCUGCUGGCCUGCUCCCCGCGGCGCGCGGAGGUUGCCGAGGGCGCCAGGCUCCUGGACGAGCUGCUGGAGGCCGGCUUCAGCCGCGAGGAGGUCCUGCACCGCUUGGCGCUGGCGCACCUGCGGCGCGGGCCCCAGGAUCCGCUGCUCGUGGGUCGCCGGGGCCGCGAGCUGCCCCGUCGAUUUUUCUCGGGCGGCCGCGCCGAGCACCCGCGGGCUGCGCGGGCGGCCUCGGCCCCCGAGGGCUUCGCCGUGCACCUGUUGAAACUGUGGGUCUGGCAGUCUUACGGCCAGGGACUGGCCAGAGGCUGGUGA
Prorocentrum cordatum is the source of this 441-nucleotide messenger RNA. Lineage: Eukaryota; Dinophyceae; Prorocentrales; Prorocentraceae. The record is from the annotation of a GenBank genome assembly.